Messenger RNA from Neogale vison (American mink), 1975 nucleotides. RefSeq names its product parathyroid hormone 1 receptor (gene PTH1R). Gene Ontology annotation, cellular component: plasma membrane. Gene Ontology annotation, molecular function: parathyroid hormone receptor activity; peptide hormone binding; G protein-coupled peptide receptor activity. The record is from RefSeq and is a predicted model, not a curated record. Lineage: Eukaryota; Metazoa; Chordata; Mammalia; Carnivora; Mustelidae. Gene Ontology annotation, biological process: intracellular calcium ion homeostasis; cell surface receptor signaling pathway; adenylate cyclase-activating G protein-coupled receptor signaling pathway. The transcript has 14 exons. Bases 27 to 1811 code for a protein of 594 amino acids.
GAGGGACGGGGCCCUAGGCGGUGGCGAUGGGGGCCGUCCGGAUCGCGCCCGGCCUGGCGCUCCUGCUCUGCUGCCCGGUGCUCAGCUCCGCAUACGCGCUGGUGGAUGCAGAUGACGUCAUGACCAAAGAGGAGCAGAUCUUCCUGCUGCACCGCGCCCAGGCCCAGUGCCAGAAGCGGCUCAAAGAAGUCCUGCAGAGGCCAGCUGACAUAAUGGAAUCAGACAAAGGAUGGGUACCUGCCUCCACGUCAGGGAAGCCUAAGAAGGAGAAGGCAUCUGGGAAGCUCUACCCUGAGUCCGAGGAGGACAAGGAGGUGCCCACUGGCAGCAGGCACCGAGGGCGCCCCUGCCUGCCCGAGUGGGACCACAUCCUUUGCUGGCCGCUGGGGGCACCAGGUGAGGUGGUGGCCGUUCCCUGUCCUGACUACAUUUAUGACUUCAAUCACAAAGGCCAUGCCUACCGUCGCUGUGACCGCAAUGGCAGCUGGGAACUGGUGCCUGGGCAUAACCGGACAUGGGCCAACUACAGCGAGUGUGUCAAGUUCCUGACCAAUGAGACUCGUGAACGGGAGGUGUUUGACCGCCUGGGCAUGAUCUACACCGUGGGCUACUCAGUGUCGCUGGCCUCCCUCACCGUGGCGGUGCUCAUCCUGGCCUACUUCAGGCGGCUGCACUGCACGCGCAACUACAUCCACAUGCACUUAUUCCUGUCCUUCAUGCUUCGAGCCGUGAGCAUCUUCGUCAAGGACGCGGUGCUCUACUCGGGCGCCACGCUCGAUGAGGCCGAGCGCCUCACCGAGGAAGAGCUGCGCGCCAUCGCCCAGGCGCCCCCGCCGCCCGCCGCGGCCGCCGCCGGCUACGCGGGCUGCAGGGUAGCUGUGACCUUCUUCCUUUACUUCCUGGCCACCAACUACUACUGGAUUCUUGUGGAGGGGCUGUACCUGCAUAGCCUCAUCUUCAUGGCCUUCUUCUCAGAGAAGAAGUACUUGUGGGGCUUCACGGUCUUCGGCUGGGGUUUGCCUGCCGUCUUCGUGGCUGUGUGGGUCAGCGUGAGAGCCACCCUGGCCAACACCGGGUGCUGGGACUUGAGCUCCGGGAACAAGAAGUGGAUCAUUCAGGUGCCCAUCCUGGCCUCCAUCGUGCUCAACUUCAUCCUCUUUAUCAACAUCGUCCGGGUGCUCGCCACCAAGCUGCGGGAGACCAACGCCGGCCGGUGUGACACGCGGCAGCAGUACCGGAAGCUGCUCAAGUCCACGCUGGUGCUCAUGCCGCUCUUCGGCGUCCACUACAUCGUGUUCAUGGCCACGCCGUACACCGAGGUCUCAGGGACGCUCUGGCAAGUCCAGAUGCACUACGAGAUGCUCUUCAACUCCUUCCAGGGAUUUUUUGUCGCCAUCAUAUACUGUUUCUGCAAUGGCGAGGUACAGGCCGAGAUCAAGAAAUCCUGGAGCCGCUGGACACUGGCACUGGACUUCAAGCGUAAGGCCCGCAGCGGGAGCAGCAGCUACAGCUACGGCCCGAUGGUGUCUCACACGAGUGUGACCAACGUAGGCCCCCGCACGGGACUCGGCCUGCCCCUCAGCCCCCGCCUGCUGCCUGCUGCCGCCACCGCCACCGCCACCAACGGCCACCCCCCACUCCCCGGCCACACCAAGCCAGGGGCCCCGAUCCUCCAAGCCACACCACCUGCCGCGGCUGCUCCCAAGGACGACGGGUUUCUCAAUGGCUCCUGCUCGGGGCUGGACGAGGAGGCCUCGGCGCCGGAGCGGCCGCCAGCCCUACUGCAGGAGGAGUGGGAGACGGUCAUGUGAUCGGGGACCGAGCCAGGGUUGGACCCGUGGGCAUAAGGGCUGACAGACGGACCAAGAGAUGGCUGGUUGGACGGUUGCCCGCUCAGGGCUAGGGCUGGGAAGACAAAAGAGGAAAAAAAGAAAAAAAAAAAAAAAAGAAAGAAAGAAAGAAAAAGGAAAAGGAA